AUGAGCGGAUCGAAAGAAGAGAAGAAGACUCAAUCGACCGGAUUUCUUCCACAAGGUAAGUACUUGAAACCUGAGGAAAUCGAAUAUGAAUUUGGUGGCACAGCAGGUGUGCUGGGUAUGCUAAUUGGCUUCCCAUUGUUAAUGUAUUACAUGUGGAUAUGUGCUGAAUUUUAUGGUGGUAGAAUUGCGUUACCAGCUCAGAACGAAACUUGGGCCCAAUUCAUCGGCAAACUUUACCAUAUAUUCUGUGACAAUGCUAUCCCAGAAAAGUAUGAUCUCGUUAUCUUCUUUACUUUUUGGGCUUUCCAAAUCUUCUUCUAUUACACUCUGCCAGGUGUUUGGACCAAAGGUCAACCAUUGACCCACUUGAAGAACAAGCAACUACCUUACUACUGUAAUGCUAUGUGGACAUUAUAUACCUCUACUGCAUUAGUUGUUUUGCUACAUGUUACUGGUGUAUUUAAGUUAUACACCAUUAUCGACAGAUUUGGAAGAAUAAUGACUUGUGCCAUUGCAUCUGGCUUUGCCUUUUCCAUUGGUCUUUACAUCUGGACUCUAUUUGUUACCCAUGACUACCAUAGAAUGACUGGUAACCAUCUUUAUGAUUUCUUUAUGGGAGCUCCAUUGAACCCUAGAUGGGGUAUCCUUGACUUGAAGAUGUUCUUCGAAGUUAGACUACCAUGGUUUACUCUAUAUUUUAUCACUUUAGGUGCUUGUUUCAAGCAAUAUGAAACAUAUGGCUAUGUCACCCCUCAAUUAGGUGUCGUCAUGUUAGCCCACUGGCUGUACGCUAACGCUUGUGCUAAGGGUGAAGAAUUAAUCGUGCCAACUUGGGAUAUGGCUUACGAAAAAUUCGGGUUUAUGUUAAUUUUCUGGAAUAUCGCAGGUGUUCCAUACACAUACUGCCACUGUACUUUGUACUUAUACUACCAUAAUCCAUCUGAAUAUAACUGGUCAUGGCAAUACAACCUAUCUUUAUACGUGGUCCUUCUAACAGCUUACUAUUUCUUUGACACCACCAAUGGUCAAAAGAACUCCUUCAGAAAACAAAUGUCUGGCGAUAAGACUGUCAGAAAGACCUUCCCAUUUUUGCCAUACCAAGUGUUAAAGGAUCCAAAGUACAUGGUCACUUCCAAUGGAUCAUAUUUGCUAAUUGACGGUUGGUACAGAUAUGCCAGAAAGAUUCAUUAUACUGCUGACUGGACCCAAUCUUUGAUCUGGGCUAUGUCUUGUGGUUUUAACUCUUUCUUCCCAUGGUUCUUCCCAAUUUUCUUCUUUGUUGUAUUGAUUCACAGAGCUCUAAGAGAUCAAGCUAAGUGUGAGAAGAAGUACGGCAAGGACUGGGUUGAAUACUGCAAGCAUUGUCCAUAUUUGUUCAUUCCAUACGUUUUCUAG
Messenger RNA from Nakaseomyces glabratus, 1395 nucleotides. It is a transcript of the gene ERG4, whose product is annotated as delta(24(24(1)))-sterol reductase. Gene Ontology annotation, cellular component: endoplasmic reticulum membrane. Gene Ontology annotation, molecular function: Delta24(24-1) sterol reductase activity. NCBI's taxonomy places the organism in Eukaryota, Fungi, Ascomycota, Saccharomycetes, Saccharomycetales, Saccharomycetaceae. The record is from RefSeq and is a predicted model, not a curated record. Gene Ontology annotation, biological process: ergosterol biosynthetic process.